This is a messenger RNA of Mugil cephalus (flathead mullet), 2922 nucleotides long. RefSeq names its product TANK-binding kinase 1-binding protein 1-like. The record is from RefSeq and is a predicted model, not a curated record. The transcript has 13 exons. Gene Ontology annotation, biological process: canonical NF-kappaB signal transduction. NCBI's taxonomy places the organism in Eukaryota, Metazoa, Chordata, Actinopteri, Mugiliformes, Mugilidae. Gene Ontology annotation, cellular component: cytoplasm. Bases 35 to 2014 code for a protein of 659 amino acids.
AGGGCACACACACACACGGCAGUAUCCGCUGCUGAUGUCAGACUCCAAUCAUGUCGACCCUCCUCAGCACCAUCAGCACCAUCAUCUUCGUGGAUUUUCUCCUGAGACCUUACUGAUGAUGGAUCUGUUCGGCAGAGGAGAGCUGGGGCUGCUGGGAGGAGGAGAGGGGCUGAGGGAUGACAUGGGUGUACCGGGGAUCAGCUGGUCGGCGAGCCGGCUGCCAGAGGACAUGUACCCGGCAUCCGGUUUGGCCCUGGCCGCCGCCUAUCAUGACAUCAAAACACGGCUGGCCAGCCUAGAGAGGGAGAACAGCAGCAUCAAGAGGAAGCUCAAACACUACGAGGUCAAGUUUCCUAUGAUCAGUGAAUUUGGAGAGGAGAGGAUACUGUGUUGUUCCUGCGAGCCCGUCAUCAAAGACACCAGCGUUAUCCAGGCAGAAACCACCAACUUGCAACAGAGGGUCAACUCCCUCACUCAGGAGCUUCAAAAGAGCAAAGAGAGGGAGGAGAGGUUGGAGGAGGUCAUUCAGGCGUACGAGAAAAUCCACUUGGAGAAAAGCAAUGUCCAGAGAGAUCUGGACAAAAUGACAACUCUGGCGGAGGAGCAUGUGGAAAGGAUCUGCAGCCUGGAGUCAGCUCUCAGGCAGAGAGAAAGUUCCCUUCAGAAACUCAGCACUCAGCUGCGCAGCAGAGACACGCAUCACAGUCAGCUCAACGCCAGCCUGGACGUACCCAGAGAGGGUCGUGGGCCGACGCUGCAGAGCUCCCGCAGUCUCGACGCCCUGUCGGACCUGAAGCUGCAGCGGCUGGAGGCCGAGCUGGAGGGGGCCCGGCACCAGGUUGAGGGAGCCUGCCAGAGGGAGAAGGAGCUGAGGAAUGAGCUUCAGAGGCUGCAGCAAGAGGUAGCCCAGCUGCAGGAUGCACAGAGACAGUCACAGGACCUGUCUUCGCACUGUGAGCACUGUGACGUUGAAUGGAUAAAAAAAGCCGGGGACGAGCAGGUCAACCUAGCGUUAGCCUACACUGAGCUGACAGAGGAGCUGGGUCGCGUUCGCACUCUGGCUGCUAAGCAGACUGACCUUCUGCGACACGUCUCACAGGAGUCUGUCUCUCGUCCUCCCCCGGCUCCUCAGCGCCUCUCCCCCACCUCCCCCCAACGACCCUCUCUCUCCCCUGAUAGGCUCCUCCCCACUCCAUCACCCCCUCUGUCCCCAAACAGCGGCCCCGCGUCCUACUCCCACCAGCCGACCAGCAGCCGCCUACGAGCGAAGUUCCAGGGUCGGCGUAGUUACUCCGAGGUAUCGGACCCGUCUGCCAUCCAGAGGCCACUGGCUCACCUGAUGAGGGAUCCGGUAUCCACCCUCCCCAAGCCCAGGUCCAUCCUCGGGGAGUCGCAAGGUUAUGGGCAAACCAAAUCCCAGCUCCGUGCCUCCCUGGUGGGCCUGGUCCGACCGGCAUCGGCUCACGGAGCCGGAGGGGAGAGAGGGGGAGGGGGAGGAGAAAGAGGUGGGGGCAGCAGUCUGAGCAGUAGUCCUCAUCACUGUGCUCUGGACCUGGGCUUCCCUCUGGCUGCCGAGGUUCACCACUUCUGUCACCUCGAUGACCCGCCUGAGCCCACCCCGCUGGUGACUCCACCGCAGUCCUCCUCCGACGACGAGGACGUAUGCCCGUACCUGUCGCCGGCUGCCAGCCCGCCGCGGACGCUGGGAGCAAUCGGGAUCGGCUCGCCGUCGCCCAGGGAACAGCCCCUGCACCCCUCCUUCCCGUCUCCUAGGAAACAGCCCCACCAUCCCUCCUUUUCGGCCCCCGAGGGCCCUGCCACCCUUUCCUGCCAUCUGCCGCCUUACAUGAGCACCGAGCACGCUCAGUCAUGGCCGUCUAUUAAUCUAUGGAUGGAGUCGGAGGAAAGCGCCGUCCGUAGCUGUCCUCUGUGUCAGCUGACCUUCCCGACCGGUUACCCCGACGACGCCCUCAUCAAACACAUCGACUCCCACUUGGAGAACAGCAAGAUCUGACUUUUUUCCUUCUUCUUCUCUUCUUUCUUUCUUUUAACAAGUUUUUUUUUUUUUUUACACAUCUCUUUUCACCCGAGAUGGGGACCAGGUCUAUUUUAUUGGUUUCUAUUAAGGUUUUACGUAGAAACGGUUUGAUGAGGCUGCAUGUGUUUAGCCCCUGAUCCAGCCAUUGUCUUCAAGGGUUACGAGCCUUGAUCAAGGGGCACCCGUUAACUUCCAGCUGCAGAAUAAGUCUGCAAGCUUUCAUUUUAAUUUCAUUUCUGUUUUGUAAAUCUCUGCGUACGACAUACAUUUUGCCAUCACAAAGCACCGGAUCUACAACUCUGCAUCCUCUUCCUCUCACAACCAAACUUUUUCUUCAGAGUUUAAAGUGUCAGAUUAACCCUUUUUAACCAUUAGUUUGAAUUCAGACAGUAAGACUUGUUGUCUCACAUUCUCUCCCUCUCUGAUCACGGGUUAUUGCUGCUUCUCUAAACUUUUAAUUACAUCAAAAUCGCUCCAUAACUUGGACAAAUUAUUCUUGAUUUCAAGGCCACUUGGAUGAAAACAUACAGCCACAGUAAUCACAUUAAUUUGGAAGUAAAUUAGGUUAAAGUGACCCAAUUUCAUCCCCUAAAGCACGGUUGUCAAACAUAUGGCCCACGGGCCGAACGGUGCCCACCGGAGGGUCUAAUCUGGUCCGCAGCGUGAAUUUGCAAAGUGCCAAAAUAACAUAGAAAAUAAGGCAUUUUUCAAAGAAAAUAUUUGCUGUUCCUAAUUCAUCCACCGUUUUAGAAACAGAAGUGUUACAGAACACAAUACUGAGACCCCGGGCUAAACAAAAGCAGACAGCUACGUGCCCAUUUAUGUUUCUUAAGAAAUGUCAUUGUUUUUACUGGGUGGUUUAUUAAAUGUAAACAUUCUCCUAA